UCGCAGCUGGAGAGAGCGGCGCCAAAGCUGCGGCCUCGCUAAUCGACGCCCGGGGCCGUGCGCUGUCGCUCGGCUUCGCUUCGCUGCCUUUUCCCGCCGGUUGAGGGGCGAUGUUCGUGGCUCGGAGCAUCGCGGCCGAUCACAAGGACCUGAUCCACGAUGUUUCCUUCGACUUCCACGGGCGACGGAUGGCGACCUGCUCCAGUGACCAGAGCGUGAAGGUAUGGGACAAAGGUGAAACUGAAGAAUGGCACUGCACAGCUAGCUGGAAGACACACAGUGGAUCAGUAUGGAGAGUGACGUGGGCCCAUCCUGAGUUUGGCCAGGUGCUGGCUUCUUGCUCAUUUGAUCGGACUGCAGCCGUGUGUGGGAGGAGAUAGUGGGAGAGUUCUAACGACAAACUGCGGGGUCAGAGUCAUUGGGUGAAGAGGACUACACUGGUGGACAGCAGAACCUCAGUGACGGAUGUGAAAUUUGCCCCAAAACACAUGGGCUUGGUUCUAGCCACCUGUUCUGCAGAUGGUGUUGUGCGGAUAUACGAGGCGCCAGAUGUCAUGAACCUCAGUCAGUGGUCCUUACAGCAUGAGAUCUCAUGCAAAUUGAGCUGCAGCUGCAUUUCCUGGAACCCCUCCAGUUCCCGUUCUCAUCCCCCUAUGAUAGCAGUGGGAAGUGACGACAGCAGCACAAACAUAGGUGGCAAGGUUCAAAUUUAUGAAUACAAUGAAAACACCAGGAAAUAUGCAAAAGCAGAAACCUUAAUUACAGUUACCGAUCCUGUGCAUGAUAUUGCUUUUGCUCCAAACCUUGGAAGGUCAUUCCAUAUUCUUGCAGUAGCAAAUAAAGAUGUUCGAAUUUUCACACUAAAACCGUUAAGGAAAGAAUUGAGUAGUUCUGGAGGUCGCAAAUUUGAAAUUCAGACAGUGGCACAGUUUGAUAAUCACAAUUCGCAGGUGCGUGUGAGCUGGAACAUCACUGGUACGGUCUUGGCGUCCUCUGGAGAUGAUGGAUGUGUCAGAUUAUGGAAAGCUAACUAUAUGGAUACUUGGAAAUGUACAGGCAUAUUGAAAGGAGAUGGAAGUCCCGUAAAUGGUGCCUUAAACCAAUCAAUGGGAAUUCUUAAUCCUUCUGCAGUAUUAAGCAAUUCAUCCUUACAGAAUGCAUUUAAUGGAACAUCCUGCCGGAGGGAGGUAGGUUGAAGGUCUUUCUUUCCCACUCCGGACCAUGCUCGUGCUGGAUCGAGAUGGUCCACUUAUGCCCAGCUUCCUCUUCCUCCUCUUCCUCCUAUGGCAGAACAGUCUUGUGAUGCUGACACAACCCACCUUCAGUAUCGUAACUCUCAAAGUCGAUACUCCAACAGGUCUCUUAAUUCCUUGGUUGAGAAUGAGGGGGUGCAAUAAAAAACAUCUACUUAUGCAGAGGUGAUAAUUGUCUAUGUUUCUGCUAACUUAUUUCUACCCAUACUUCUGAUGUACAGAGAAAGUUUCUCAAUGGAUACCUUAUUAUCUUAAUUCAUAUUUGAGUGACAUAACUAUGUAGAUAAUCUGAUGUUGAAUAGUUUAUUCAUCUAAUGCUACCAGAAUACUUAAGAUUGGAAAUCUGCAAUUGCUGGCUGUAUUCAAUGAUGGCUGAUAGACCACGUUAAACUGAAAAAGUUAUGGGUGUGCCUUAAGAAUCAAUGCCUACUGUUAGAAGAUUUUUUUUUAAUUGGGAUAGUUCUGUUUUAUAAGGGAAUUUUGGAAGAAAUGUACAUUUUGAAAUGAUUUGACAAUGUCAAUUUUUUCUACAUACAGCUUGUGUUUUUUGAGAAAAAAUUCUCUUAUGUUUUAAAUAUAUUAACAACCACAAAUGGAGUGAUGCAUGCAGUGUGUCUGUUAGCAGGAUGAUCGUAUAAGCUGUGCUCAUAUUUGACAUUCCUGUGCUUGAGCUGGAACACACCACCCUGUAGUCUGGGGUUUGACAUAUUUAUCCAGGUAGAGAGUUACACCAGAAAAUGGAUUGAGUGUAAAAUUAAUUAUACAGUUUUGUUAAAACAAUAAAGGUGUAUGCA
Molecule: messenger RNA, 2047 nt
Organism: Pristis pectinata (smalltooth sawfish)
Lineage: Eukaryota; Metazoa; Chordata; Chondrichthyes; Rhinopristiformes; Pristidae
Gene: seh1l
Product: SEH1-like (S. cerevisiae)
Biological process (GO): cellular response to amino acid starvation; positive regulation of TORC1 signaling
Cellular component (GO): Seh1-associated complex; nuclear pore outer ring
Molecular function (GO): structural molecule activity; protein binding
Source: RefSeq, a predicted model, not a curated record